UGUCCAGCUGUACGAUUCUUGUGCUUAUUUUAAAUUAGGAUAACGUCACACCUUACGUUUUAUGCAAAAAAAAACUUUCCAUUUUUUGAGUUUAGGAUGACACAUGAUCAUGUUAUGGGAUUUUUCUGUAACCCGCAGAGCAAAUUAUGGACAUGUUAGCUUUAUCAUUCCUUUCGUACAUACAUCUCCAGCUGAUUUCUAAAUAGUAAAAAGAGCUACAUUUAUCUUAGAUCAUCGACAUUUUGCCCGAAGGCGGUUUAUUUCAAUCGUCAGUAACAGGUUAGUGAGUGCAAGAAAAUUACUUUACAGAAAAAUGAGUUACUUAAUGAACAUAUUUAGAAUUCUAUUGAAUGGCAAGUUUUUAAUUGCAAAAAUAUUUAAAUAAUUCAUGGCUUCCGUAGAUAAAACAAGUAUAUAUGUACGGUAAACUGAAAACAUUAUAUUAUUUUUAUAAAAUACAAUUUUCAUAAUCUUUCCGCAGUGAUAGUCCAGACUUGUAAAGCGUAUCGUUACCGCGGCAUUUGUUGCUUGAGAUUUCCUAUUUAAAUUAUUUAAAAGCAAACAAACCAUGGAAUUAGAAAAAAAUAUUUUAUGUACACUUUUAAUUUGUUAUUUACACUUAAAGUUUGAAAUUACUAAAGCAGAAGAAUCUUGUCAAUUACCGAGCUACGAGCAGGGUGUAUGUGUCCCUUUCAAUCAGUGUAAAUUCAUUACUGAUUUGUUCGAAAAAUAUCAAGAUCGAAUUCCGAGCCAUCACAUUAGUUAUAUAACUCGUUCAAAGUGCUCAAAGGAUACAGAACCGAUACGUAUAUGCUGUAAACCUGAAGAAGUUGAACAAGUUGCUGCUUUGGUUGAACCAGCUUUACUGAAAACAGUGGGUAAAUUCGUAGAAGACACUGACUAUAAUCGUGAUUUUGUUUCGCAAUUGAACACGGAAGGUUUAAACAUUCUUAAUAACCUGACCUGCGGUGAUUCCAAUAGCAAUCGCGUACUAGGGGGUGAAGAGACGAAUUUGAAUGAAUUUCCCUGGAUGGCAUUGUUACGCUAUGACAGCCCGAGCAAUGAAUUUAAAUGCGGAGGUUCGUUGAUAACCAAUUUUUAUGUCCUUACAGCUGCUCAUUGCGCAAAAACACCCGAUCCAAUAAAAUAUCUUCUUCUAAGUAUUGGUGUUCGCUUAGGAGAACAUGAUCUGUCCAACGAUGUUGAUUGUGAGCAAAGGGGCACGAAAGAAUUUUGUGCGCCACCGGUGGAAAAUUUCGGUGUGGAACGUAUUAUAAUCCACCCGAAAUAUACCGUCCGAUCUACCAGCAAUGACGUGGCUCUUGUGAAACUCGAUAGAAAAGUGGAGUUUAAAGCACACAUUAAACCGAUCUGCUUACCGGCGACACAACGUUCCAUGGAAGUAAACAUUAAUGAGAAAAUCUUUGUGGCUGGUUGGGGAGCGACUGAAGCGGGUUCGCAAUCGAGUUUAUUGCUCAAAGCUUUCGUGCAGCGAUAUAAUCAUUCGGUUUGCGGCAAUGCUUUUAAAAUCGUGCUGAGUGAAAAGCAAUUAUGCGCCGGUGAUAUAGAGAAUGGUCACGACACUUGCAAGGGUGACAGUGGAGGUCCUUUAUUUCAGUUGAAUGCAUAUAAACGGUUUAAGAAAUUCAUACAAUAUGGCAUAGUAGCAGCGGGAGGGACGGCCUGUGAUUUCCGUUAUCUUUUGCCUAGCAUUUUUACUAAUAUCGUGACAUAUAUGCCUUGGAUUACUGAACAUAUUGUUUAUUUUUUAUUUUUAAGCUCAAUUUUUCUUUUGAUCGACGCUCAGCAAACCUGUGUAACGCCGAGUAACGAAAACGGCCGUUGUGUAUCAUAUAAAGAAUGCCAAUUUGUUAAUGAUUUAUACGCAAAAUACGCAGAUAAUAUUCCUCAAUAUUUAUUGGACUAUCUAAUACGAUCGAAGUGCUCAACUGGUAAUGAACCGGUGAGAUUAUGCUGUAAAGUGGAACAAGUAGUGGUUAGUACUAAACCAACCAGCCUAUCGAAAAGCAGCAGGGAUGUUGAUGACCUUAAUUAUAGUCUCGAUUAUAUUUCCCAACUAAACGCGCAAGGUUUAAAAAUACUUAGCAAUAUUAGAUGUGGCUAUGCUGGUAGCAAUUUUUUGGCAGGUGGUAACGAAACGAAACUUAACGAAUAUCCUUGGAUGGCGUUAUUAAAAUAUGACGGUGAAAAAUUUAAAUGUGGUGGAACUCUAAUUACUAAUAAUCACAUUUUGACAGCCGCUCAUUGCGUUUUGGCGUCCACGGAUCCAGUUAUAGGAGUACGAUUGGGGGAACACGAUAUUACUAAAGAAAUUGAUUGCCAACCGGGUAUAAAAACGAAAUGCGCUCCUCCGCCAGAAGAUUUCGGAAUAAAGAAAAUUAUUGUUCACCCAAAAUAUAAUUUUAGAAAGAGAAUUAAUGAUAUAGCACUUCUCCAAUUAGACCGACCUGUUCAGUUUAGGAAAGAGAUAAAUCCAAUUUGCCUACCCAUGACGCCAAAUGCACUAAAUGUUGACUAUAAUGAUAGAUUUUUAGUGGCUGGAUGGGGUACAACCGAAACCGGCUCUCAGUCUAAUGUUCUAUUGAAAGCCUUUUUGAAGAUUUCCAAACUUUCUUAUUGUGCAAAUCAAUUUCGAUUAGAGGUUAAUUUAAAACAUAUCUGCGCCGGCGAUUUAGAAACUGGUCGCGACACGUGCAAAGGUGACAGUGGCGGUCCCCUUUUUCAGUUGGCUCCUUAUCAAGAUUUAAAGAAAAGAUUUAUACAAUAUGGAAUCGUCUCAUUUGGUGGCGUCGCCUGCGAUUUAACAAAAUUACUUCCAGGUCUCUACACAAAUGUCAUUACGUUUAUGCCUUGGAUUACUACCAAUAUAGUUUAAAAUAUAUAUUUAUUUAUUUAUUUUUUUUUUGACAUUUGAUGCUCCAUACAAUGUAAUAUUCAGGUGAACCAAUUUUCCUAAUUAAUCUACAUUAGUUUACAAGAACUUUUUAAUACCAAAAUUUUUCAUGGAGCAUUUUAAAGAAUUUUCCUUACAUCUGUUUUGAUAGCUUAAAGGAGUACAUGAAAUAAACGCCUGAGUCUGUAAAAUUGUGUACUUCCAUAGAAGAGAGAUGUCUACAUUUAAUUAAUUCGCUAUCAGUCGCUUUACAUUAAAAACAUUAUAUUAUAUUGUGCCUUAUUUAAUGAAAUUAACAUUAUGUAUAUGCAGUAGCAAUAAAGGAAGGCAAAAACGAAGAAAAAUUAAUGACCAAAUUGGAAUAAACAUCUAAUAAAUUCAUUA
Messenger RNA from Glossina fuscipes, 3298 nucleotides. RefSeq lists its product as uncharacterized. The transcript is spliced from 15 exons. The record is from RefSeq and is a predicted model, not a curated record. Gene Ontology annotation, biological process: proteolysis. Gene Ontology annotation, molecular function: serine-type endopeptidase activity. Bases 569 to 2896 code for a protein of 775 amino acids. Lineage: Eukaryota; Metazoa; Arthropoda; Insecta; Diptera; Glossinidae.